GUCUCAUUCUGUCUUGCAGAAAGGUAUAGUUGGUUAUUAAAAUCAUUAAGUGAUUGUUAACAUAAUAUAAGGGAAAAGUAUUUUUAAGAUGCCGAAAAUUCAUUGUACUUAUGAAGGACUCAUUGCGCCCGUGUUUACUCCAUUAAAUAAUGAUAAAAAUCAAAGUUUAAAUUUAUCUGUAAUUCCUAGUUAUGCUAAAUUUCUUAAGUCCAAAAAUAUUAAUGGUAUUUUAGUUAAUGGCACUACUGGAGAAGGUACAUCUUUAACCAUUGAUGAAAGGAAAAAAGUGACUGAAGCUUGGGCUACCAUUGUUAAAGAAACUAAUCAGUAUCUAAUGGUCCAAAUCGGUGGAGCAUCUAUAAGAGACGUCAAGGAACUUGCUGAACAUGCCGAAAGCUUAGGUGUUAAUUCUAUUUUAUGUUUGCCCGAAUUAUAUUUCAAACCUAAUACCGUAGAUGACCUUAUUGAAUAUUUACGACUUAUUGGAGAAUCUGCUCCAAAAACCCCAUUAUUAUACUAUGAUUUCCCGAAAGCUUCAAUGGUCAACAUUAAUGUAGAACAGCUUUUUAAACUGGGUAGCGAAAAAAUACCAACUUUUUCUGGAAUUAAAACCGAUUUAGAACGCGGUUUACAAGCAAGACGAGCUAAUAAUACCGAUUUAAAAAUAUUUCUUGCUGGUGACAUGCUGAUGAUUGGUGGCUGUGCUGCAGAAUUCGAUUCAUAUAUAAUGACAAGUUUAAAUUUUAUAGCUAAACCUGCUUUUGAUUUAUUAGAAUUUGGUAAAGGUAGUAAUAACUUAAAUAACGCUCGACAAAAUCAGAAUUACAUUAAUAAAAUUAAUAGUGCAAUAACUAGCUACGGUACAUGGGUUGAAACAAUGAAAAUUGCUAUGAGCUUAAUCACAAACUUAUAUAUGGGGCCACCACGAGCGCCACUUAAAUUUCUUACGAAAGAAAGUAUUGAAGCAAUGGAUAAAGACUUAACCAAGAUCGGACUUAAGACUAGCAAGACUAUGCUACUUAAAUGA
Ceratosolen solmsi marchali is the source of this 1027-nucleotide messenger RNA. RefSeq names its product N-acetylneuraminate lyase-like. The transcript is spliced from 8 exons. Bases 89 to 1027 code for a protein of 312 amino acids. The record is from RefSeq and is a predicted model, not a curated record. Lineage: Eukaryota; Metazoa; Arthropoda; Insecta; Hymenoptera; Agaonidae. Gene Ontology annotation, molecular function: lyase activity.